AAAUGUCUACAUGCCCAUAAACAGGAUGAUGAUCAGGUAGAACUAGGAAUGCCCCAAAAUCUAGCAGUCACCACCUCGGUCAGAUCGCAGAGCAGUUUUGUAUUCACACUCUCCUUGGUCAUGACCUCGUUCAAAGGACCACCGUCGUUUCGGAUGUUUAUCCAUUUCCUCCUCCUCCUCCUUCUGCACACCACGUCAACGCAUGGAAGUACCGAGUUCUGGCACUACGAUGUUCCCUUCUUCAUCCCCCCAGAUCCCUCCCGUCCCUGUCGACAUGCAUUUCGUGACGACCCGGAGACGAGUGCUCUACUUGCGGACUUUGUUGUUAUCGGUCAUCCGACGCCCACCUAUCGACACACUCCUGGCGUUCUUUACAAUGCUAGUGUUCUCGUAGAACAGGUGCUAAAGCGCCCCCGUCUCUCCAUCUACCCCGUAAGGGAGGGCUUUCCCAUUCUCACGGGACCUUUCUCGCAGUGGACAGACUUAGGCCGCUGCUGGAUUAACGUCCACUCAGCGCGGAAGUACAUAUUUUUCAUUGAUCGACCUAAUUGGGCGGGAUUUUUCCGUAUCUCUCAUCUACCCCUCUUCUACACCACUCAAAAAUGGCAAAAGAUCCAGACCAUCUUGAAGCACCCACCGUCCCCACUACAGAUGCGUUCACUGCACCAUCAGGAGAGUUUGAAAGUGCAACAAGGCCAGGAGGUAGUGCUUUCCUGCGUAGUGAUGGGUCGACCCGCCCCUCUCAUCUCCUGGUAUGUCAACAACACCCAACAACUCGGUCUAUGGAACGUGGCUACUGGUCGUGGUGUCAUUCAUAAAAACAAACGGAAAUCGCGCCUGCAAAUCUCCAACACCCAGCCCAUAGACUCGGGGAAUUACUCCUGCCUGGCGGAAAAUGUUAAUGGAUAUAUCAAAAAGACAGUGGAGAUAUAUGGUAAGGUGGUGGCGGUGUUGUUCCGCGACCACAAACAACUCCACAACCCUGGACAACAUUGCCGCCUCUCACAGGUAGGCCCUGUAGCUCCGCACUGCUUUUAUCCCCCCCGGCCCGACCUCCCCCUCCUCCUCCCUCCCCUACAAACCUGGGAUUUACUUCUCUUCCUUUCUUUUCCCCUUAACUUUCGUAGUUCAUCCGUGCUAUCGCUACUGCCUUCAUGGAUACUGCAAUCUCAUCGACGGCAGACCUUCGUGCAGGUAAGAACCGACACAAUCUGUCGAUGCAGACGUGGAUAUGUGGGUCGACGUUGUGAGUUGGCAUCACAGCAGUUCGCAUGCUUGCACAUGCUGCACCCUUCCAAGCGCUUCCAAAGUCCAGUCGCCUUGUGGAUGCCUAACGUACUACUUUCUUCUUCCCUAGCUGUAUCUCCCAAUACUAUGGAACAAGAUGUGAAUUUGUCGAGAAGGUACCAGAGGAAACAAAAGCCAUUCAACCUGAAUGCACUACCAGCUUUAGAACCAAUUCCAUUAAAUUGCUAUGCUCCUUCGGAUCGAAGUCCCGAGAGCCUCUCUCGUGUUUGCACACCUCUUGGUCACCCUAAUUGCUACAUUAACACACCCGCGACGUUUCCAUGGCGAGAGGAUAUCCACUGCGCUAACAUUGCAACCAUUGUCUCCACUCCCACCACUGUUGAAAGCCGCCGUCUUCUGACUUCUGCUUUGCCUUUCUGCACCGGUGCCAUAGGGGAAAAUAGACAUCUACCUCAGUUGACCUCUUGA
Molecule: messenger RNA, 1716 nt
Organism: Hydatigera taeniaeformis
Lineage: Eukaryota; Metazoa; Platyhelminthes; Cestoda; Cyclophyllidea; Taeniidae
Source: the annotation of a GenBank genome assembly